AUGGAGCGCAUUCUGCGAGGUGUGAUGCGAUACCGGCACUCCACCCGGGAACAGAUGGUACAGGAGUUCCGGAAAGUUCGGGACAACCCACAGCCCAAAGCCGUAUUCUUCACCUGUAUGGACAGCAGGAUGAUUCCGACUCGGUUCACCGAGACACACGUUGGCGACAUGUUUGUGGUGCGAAACGCCGGCAAUCUGGUGCCGCACGCUGAACACUUUCAGGACGAGUAUUUUAGCUGCGAGCCGGCGGCUCUCGAAUUGGGCUGCGUGGUCAACAACAUCAAACACAUAAUCGUGUGCGGCCACAGCGAUUGCAAAGCAAUGAAUCUUCUGUACCAGCUUAAAGAUCCCGAGUUUGCAUCACUGGACAAUCGCCGGAUAUCGCCGUUGCGGGCGUGGCUCUGCGAGCACGCCAACACCAGCUUGGAUAAGUUUCAAAACCUGAAGCAGAUUGGGCUCGAUAAACCGCUGAUCUUUUCGUCCGAGACGCCGCUGCGCAAGUUUGUGGCGUACAUCGAUCCGGAGAACAAUUUCGCGAUAGAGGACAAGCUGUCGCAGGUGAACACGCUGCAGCAGAUCGAGAACAUUGCUUCGUACGGGUUCCUGAAGCGGCGGCUCGAAUCGCACGAUCUGCACAUUCACGCCCUCUGGUUCGACAUCUACACCGGGGACAUUUACUUUUUCAGCCGCAACUCGAAGCGAUUCAUUGCAAUCGACGAAAGUUCCAUCGAGCGAUUGCAGGACGAGGUACGGCGGUACUAUUCGUGAUUCUGUGUUAGACAGUGGGAAGAUAAGGCGCUUAUAAAGUUGCUUCCGGGCACGGGUUUUAUGAUUUGUAACAGAGUUAGUGUCGAUUGUUAUCAGCUUGUUGGCUGGAGGGAGAGAGAAAGAGAAAGGAAAGUUACACAAUGCGUCGUAAGCGGUUAAAGGUGUUCAAAGGCCUUAGAAACUGUGCAAAAGUGAUCGUUCUGUGGCUUACAGAUGUUUAUGCUAUUGUUGCUUUUUACGCUGACUAGAAUGCUUUUUCUACAUACUGUUAUGAGUUAUAUUUUUAUAAUCAAUACACCUUGUUGACACGUGUGGCGUUGGAAGAAGGAUAAAGAAAAUAAUUACUUUUCCAUUUUAAGGUUAGGGAACGCGACAGGAACUAGUUCGCUUUACACAAGAUUGGUGCAAUCAUGAAACAACAUUGCCACACAGCAUGACCGGUCUAAUGCUCUGAGAUUUUAAGCUCCAUUGCUAAACCAAA
Messenger RNA from Anopheles cruzii, 1249 nucleotides. RefSeq names its product beta carbonic anhydrase 1-like. Lineage: Eukaryota; Metazoa; Arthropoda; Insecta; Diptera; Culicidae. The record is from RefSeq and is a predicted model, not a curated record. Gene Ontology annotation, molecular function: zinc ion binding; carbonate dehydratase activity. The transcript has 3 exons. The coding region runs from base 1 to 768 and encodes 255 amino acids.